Molecule: messenger RNA, 2292 nt
Organism: Bombina bombina (fire-bellied toad)
Lineage: Eukaryota; Metazoa; Chordata; Amphibia; Anura; Bombinatoridae
Product: gastrula zinc finger protein XlCGF57.1
Exons: 7
Coding region: 451-2292 (613 amino acids)
Biological process (GO): regulation of transcription by RNA polymerase II
Molecular function (GO): RNA polymerase II cis-regulatory region sequence-specific DNA binding; DNA-binding transcription factor activity
Source: RefSeq, a predicted model, not a curated record
UACGUACGUGUAAUAUUAUUAUGCCGCUGCCUUAUUGUAUAUGGGAUUCAAGGCAGACUUUUGCCAAUGACUGUUAUGGUUGACAUAAUUGCACACGCUCGGUCACGUUCCAAUUGAUCACAUACUGGACUACUGAUGUCACCUGUGGUCAUGUCUUAGGUACUGCGGAUUACCAAAAGGAUUAUCCUACAGCUGAGGGAAGAUACCCCAAGAUGGGUAGAACCUGAAGAUUUUCUGAUCCCCAUUGCAGUAAAGGAAACAAUAAAUAUACAUGUUAUUCUAUACAUGGUUAAGGAAAUAGAGCUAAAUAGUUCGGUGAUAAUUAUAAUCAGCCAGUGAAGAUCCUGAACCAGAUCUUUACAGAUGACAUGAUGACCAGAGAGGUAAGGUCAUGUCAAUUUAAAGCCUUCACUCGUCUCAAAGAUUGAACAAGGAAAAGAGCCAUUUGUGAUGGAUCAGACAUUUAAGCACGAGAUAUUUCCUGUAGCUAUCACUAAUGGAUGUGCCAAUCUGAGGACUUCAGUUUUCUCAAAUUCUAAACAAGAAGAUGAGCCAUUUGUGAUGGACCACCAACAGUUUAAACGUGAGGAAUGUCCUGUAAAUAUCAGUAAUGGUGAAUCUAUGAGCAGAAAUGAUAUAGGCCAACUGGGAAUUCCAGAUAUCAUUUUAGUGAAGACAGAUAUUUACCCUGAUGGUGGUGAUAUUGGUCCAUCUUCUGAUUCACAGUGUCCUAUGCCUCAGAGAGAUCAAAUGGGAGAAAAACUAUUUGCCUGUUCUGAAUGUGGAAAAUGUUUUAAUAUGAAGACUUGUCUAGUCAAUCAUCAGAAAAUCCAUGCUGGAGAAAAACCAUAUUUAUGUAUUGAAUGUGGAAAAUGUUUUAGUGAGCAAACAGACCUUGCAAAACAUAAAAAAAUUCACACUGAAAACAGGCCAUUUGCGUGUUCCGAAUGUGGAAAAUGUUUUAGUUGUAAGCCAAAUCUCUCUAAACAUCAGAGGAUUCACAAGGAAGAAGAAAAAUUUGUUUGUUCUGAAUGUGGUAAAAGUUUUGGUAAAUCGUAUUUCAGUAAACAUCAGAGAAUGCACACAGGCGAGAAACUAUAUGAAUGUUCUGAAUGUGGGAAGUAUUUUAGAUACAAAGAAAAUCUUUCUAGCCAUCAAAAAAUUCAUACGGGAGAAAAGCCAUUUGCAUGUUCGGAGUGUGGAAAGUAUUUUAGACGCAAACCAAAUCUUAUUACGCAUCAGAGAAUUCACAAAGGCGAGAAACCAUUUGUAUGCCUGGAGUGUGGCAAAAGUUUUAAUGAUCAGUCAUAUUUUAGUAAACAUCAAAGAAUUCAUACUGGAGAAAAACGAUAUCCAUGUUUAGAAUGUGGGAAAUAUUUUAGCCAGAAAUCUGCUCUUGUAACACAUCAGAAAAAUCACAUUGGUGAAAAACCUUUUGUCUGUUCUCAAUGUGGGAAAUGUUUUGUCCGUAAGAUAUAUCUUGAUAAUCAUGAGAAAACGCAUACGGAUGAGAAACCAUUUUCUUGUUCCGAGUGUGGAAAAUGUUUUAGGCAUAAGUCAGAUCUUAUUAAACAUCUGAAAAUUCACACUGGUGAGAAACCUUUUGAAUGUACUCAUUGUGGAAAAUGUUUUAGAUGGAAAUCCCGUUUCAUUACCCAUCAGAAAAUUCAUGCAGGAGAAAACUCAUCUGUUCAUAAACCGUUUGUGUGUCAGGUGUGUUGGAGAGGCUUUUCUCAAAAAGCUAAUUUGGUUAGACAUUACAGAACUCAUACAGGAGAGAAGCCAUAUGUGUGCCAGACUUGUGGGAAAGACUUCUCUACAAGUACAAGUCUAAUUGCACAUCAUCGUACUCAUACAGGGGAAAAGCCGUAUGUUUGUCAGAGUUGUGGGAAAGGCUUUGUUCAAAUGUCUGAUCUUGAUAAACAUCAUAGAACCCAUACAGGUGAGAAACCAUAUGUUUGCCAGGAAUGUGGGAAAGGUUUUGCACAAAAGACAGAUCUUGAGAAACACUACAGAACCCAUACUGGAGAAAAGCCUUAUGUUUGCCAGAAUUGUGGGAAGAGCUUUUCACAGAGCUCAAACCUGGCUAAACAUCAAAGAACUCACACAGGAGAGAAGCCUUAUAGUUGUGAGGAAUGUGGUAAAUGCUUCCAUCAAAGGUCACAUCUGAUUGCACAUCAUAGAACCCAUACAGGAGAUAAGCCGUAUACUUGCCCAACAUGUGGGAAACAAUUUAUGGGCAAGUCAGGUUUGGAUUUACACAGUAAACUUCAUACAGCUAUAAAUCCAUAG